Molecule: messenger RNA, 1798 nt
Organism: Leptinotarsa decemlineata (Colorado potato beetle)
Lineage: Eukaryota; Metazoa; Arthropoda; Insecta; Coleoptera; Chrysomelidae
Source: RefSeq, a predicted model, not a curated record
UCUCGUGUAGUUCAGAAAAGUAGGUUUCGGAUAAAUAAUCUAGACCUUGACCCGUAACGUUAAAAGUACCUCCAAGAGAGUAGUCAUGAGUUUAUUUUAGAAUGAAAAACAAAUUGAUAUUGACAAUAUGUCGGAAGAUAUUGUGGUAAAUGUGGAAACUGGUGAAAUUCGUGGAAAAAGUCACAAGAAUUAUCAUGGCGGAACGUUUUAUAGAUUCAGUGGAAUACCGUACGCAAAAGCGCCUGUCGGAGAUUUGAGGUUCAAAGCUCCUGUACCCUGUGAACCAUGGACUGGGGUGAGAGACGGGACGAAGGAAGGUCCUGAAUGUCCUUCAAAGGUUUAUGGUUUCCACAAUGGCAAUGAGGACAACUGCUUGAAUUUGAACGUGUACACCAGAAAGUUAACCUCUUCAGAAAGUGAGAAAAAUCCAGUAAUGGUUUUCAUACACGGUGGGGGAUUUAUAAGUGGAUCUAAUAGAAAUAUUACCGCUGGACCUCAUUAUUUGAUGACUCAAAAUAUUGUGCUUGUAGUGAUCAAUUACAGAUUAGGUGUAUUUGGAUUUUUGAGCCUGGAAGACCAAUCGUUGGGGAUACCAGGGAAUACCGGACUGAAAGACCAAGUUUUUGCCUUAAAAUGGGUUCAGCGAAACAUUCACAAUUUUGGUGGUGAUCCAAAUAAUGUCACCAUCUUUGGAGAGAGUGCUGGAGCUGCUUCAGUUCAUUACCUGACUUUAUCUCCUCUAUCGAAAGGUUUGUUCCACAAGGCUAUCAUGCAAAGUGGAACUGCUUUGAAUUCCUGGGCCCGAGGUAGAAGAAAUGCCCUUGACAUUGCUGCAGGAAUGGGUUACGAUGAUACCGAUGAAAAGUCUAUAUUAGAAAAACUCCGAAGAGCCACAACGAAAAGUUUAGUGAAUGCCGCAUUCAAAAAUGGGGAAAAAUUUGAACCCGGUCAGGUGCGCCCCUUUGGUCCAGUUAUCGAAUAUCCACACGAAGGAGCAUUUUUGAGCGAAGAACCAAUCGAAAUAAUAAAGUCUGGAAGAAGUCAUCAGGUCCCAAUGAUCAUAGGUUACAACUCUUUGGAAGGAAUGCUGUAUGGAUUCAUCCGCAAAAUGAACAAUUGUGGACCACUGUCUGAAAGUAUCGAGAAAGAUAUACCAUAUGACAUGAAUAUUUCACACAACAAACAGUUGGUGAAAGAAGUAACUAAGAAAAUUAAGGAUUUCUACUAUAAAGACGCUGAAAUUUCUGAAGAAAAUAUUAAAAUCAAGUAUACGCUGUACGGUGAUAUAUCGAUGGUUCAUGGUAUUCAAAAAACAGCUCGUCUGCUGAAAAAACACGGAUCUGCUCCUGUUUACCUAUAUCGGAUGAGUCUGGAGAGCUCCUUGAAUCUUUCAAAAAGAUUUUGUCAAACGAAUUACCUCAAAACAUUCAUAGCCAUGUCGAUUUUGACAAAAAUGUCAUCUCCUUUCGUAAGUGGGAUACUAGAAGGUUUGAAGAAUAAAAUUCCAACGACUGACAUUGGGGGCGUAUCACAUGGAGAUGAUUUAUUUUUUCUAUUCAGAAUAUGGUUUUCUCCAACCGUAGUGGUAGGUUCCGAGGAGGACAGAUAUAUUCAAAAGUUCGUAAAGGCGUGGACGAAUUUUGCCAAAUAUGGAAAUCCCACACAAGAACCAGAAUCAGUUUUGGAUGGAGUCAUUUGGAAACCAAUUGAGAAUGAAGAGUUGAAUAAUAUAUUUGAAAUCAACAAAGUCAUCAGUAUCACCAGAAAUUUCGAAAGUGAUCGAGCUAAAAUUAUUUGA